Impatiens glandulifera is the source of this 345-nucleotide messenger RNA. RefSeq lists its product as uncharacterized. Bases 1 to 345 code for a protein of 114 amino acids. The record is from RefSeq and is a predicted model, not a curated record. The transcript has a single exon. NCBI's taxonomy places the organism in Eukaryota, Viridiplantae, Streptophyta, Magnoliopsida, Ericales, Balsaminaceae.
AUGACUGCAUCAAAGAUAUGGGUUGUUGAGCCUACUAAUUCUGGGAACUUCUUCACCUGGUCUUCUACAAGAGGAUAUGAGCGCAUAAGGAAAAGUAGGAUUGACAGGUGUCUGGUCAAUGAGAAUUUGAUCAACCAAUUUCCGAGAAGUCAACUUCAUGUUCUGAAUCCUGGAAUUUCUGAUCAUUACCCUAUUAAAUUGUUCUGGGAAAAGGAGGAGAGGUUCAAGAAGCCCUUCAAGUUCUUCAACUUCUGGAUGGAAAACAAUAAAUUCAAGGAUAUUCUUCAAAGUGUAUGGUCUAUAGAUGUCAGGGUUCCAAUAUGUACAGGGUUUCUGAAAAGCUAA